Molecule: messenger RNA, 1111 nt
Organism: Cydia amplana
Lineage: Eukaryota; Metazoa; Arthropoda; Insecta; Lepidoptera; Tortricidae
Gene: P37k
Product: trypsin-like
Exons: 6
Coding region: 1-993 (330 amino acids)
Biological process (GO): proteolysis
Molecular function (GO): serine-type endopeptidase activity
Source: RefSeq, a predicted model, not a curated record
AUGCGGUGGUUCCUACUAGUAUGCUUAGUGGGGGUUGCAAGCGGACAUCCCGCCGAGGCACCGAAAGAGGGGGAAAAGGGCUUCAUUGACUGGAUAAACAGUAUUUUGGGAACCCCCACCACCACCACGCUGCGUCCUACACAGGACCCUCCGGAUGACUGCCCGUCUUGCCAAUGCGGCGUACCGACACGCUCGCGCAUCGUCGGCGGCUACGAGACCAAGGUCCUGGAGCUGCCCUGGAUGGCGGCGCUCAUGUACAACGGCCGCUUCUACUGCGGCGGCUCGCUCAUCAACGACUUCUACAUCUUGACCGCCGCCCACUGCACGAGCGGAUUCCGCAAGGAGAGAAUAACCGUGCGUUUGCUAGAGCACGACCGCUCCAUGCCCAACGAGACGAAGACCAUAGACCGCGGCGUGCAGGCCAUCAUCCGCCACCUGCGCUACAACCCGGGCACCUACGACAACGACAUCGCCUUGCUGAAGCUUGAUCAGAGGGUAGAUCUGAGCAAAGCCGUGAAACGUCUGCGCAACGAUCCCGAGAGCUCAGGCGAGGAGGGCAACGACGAGGAGGAUCUGCCGGGGCUGCGGCCCGUCUGUCUCGCAAGUCCGGGCCUGUCCUACUCCAACUACUCAGGGCUGGCCUCCGGCUGGGGCACCACUACGGAGGGCGGAUCCGUCUCUAAUUCCUUGCAGGAGGUGUCCGUGCCUAUAAUCUCGAACGCAGAGUGCCGAAAGACGGCAUACAAGCAGCGAAUCACGGACAACAUGCUAUGCGCAGGUGAACCCGAGGGUGGGCGGGACGCCUGCCAAGGCGACUCAGGCGGCCCGCUGCACAUCCUCAACACGGACAACAACGUUCUGCAGGAAGUCGGUAUCGUGUCGUGGGGCGAGGGCUGCGCGCGGCCAGACCGGCCCGGCGUGUAUACGCGCGUCAACCGCUACCUCACCUGGAUACGCAGCAAUACGCGCGACGCCUGCUAUUGCACGGACUAGUUUGCAUACCUACCAAGUCCAUCUGAGAGGACAUGACAAAUAAACAAUCUAACCUUGGAGGAAAUAUCCUCAUGUCUCAUAAACAUCAGUGAUAAAGUAAAUGUAAGAAAUCCUUAAU